AUGAGUCGAGAAUCCGUUGCUGAGAUCACCCGUUCCUUCUCAACUCUCGAGCUCAUCGCGAAGAAUCCAUCAAUGAUGGCCAAGAUUCACAUUCCUGACUCUCUCGCGACCGAUCUUGAGCUAGGAGAACUUGAAAAGACACGACGUCGAAGGCAUCUUGACUCGCCAUCGACUCUCCCGACAUCGUUCCCAUCAUCUGGUGCCGAGCAGAUUAGCCUAGGUCAGAACCAAUCCGGACCAUACUCAUGGCCAAUGUAUUCUGGUCAAUGUUUCUUGUGUCCUGCUGGUGUUCCUGGACAAAGAGGUCCCUCAGGCCCACAGGGGGUUGCCGGAAGGGACGGCAGAGACAGACGGGAUGCACCGACAGAUUCCCAAGCUCGAGAAACACCUACUUCACCCAGCGACGAAACAAACUCAACUGAAUCCGGAGGUGAUGCGGUAGUGCCUCCAGUAGGUAACAUGGCAAGCCUUCCUGGUGUGAUCUAUACUCGCUGGGGUAACGAUGUAUGUCCCCAAGAUGCAGAACUCAUCUAUUCAGGUUCUAUUGGAGGUGCACACUGGAAUCAUGUUGGUAGCGGCUCAAAUCAUCUAUGCAUGCCGGAAGAGCCCAUCUAUGACGAAGUAGAAACUUCCUUACAUGUUGAACGUGCCCUACUAUACUUCUCUGAAUACCAAGUCAAUACUGGUCCUUCACGCAUCCGACCACUACAUGACCAGACUCCGACAUGUGCAGUCUGCAGGGCGCCCUCUGGCCGCACCAGCAAACUAAUGAUUCCUGCCCGCAACGUGUGUCCUUCUCAAGAAUGGCGUUUGGAGUACGCUGGUUAUCUUAUGGCAGAGAAAUACGUACACGAUAGAUCAGAAUUUGUGUGUGUGGACCGAGAAAUGGUUCCUAAAGCGGGUACCCUGGGGAAUCAGAAUAGUGCGCUGUUGUACUUCACAGAAGUCCGGUGUGUGGCGGGUGAUGGCUUGGAUUGUGGAUCCUACAUCGAUGGUUACGAACUUACUUGCGCCGUCUGUACUAUCUGAAGUACUAUAUAAAUAUUUCUUCAUUUUGUGUAGUUUGACACACUUGUCAGUUCUUGUCAUGCUUUUUGAACAUCUUAGUUUCAUACCGAGGCAGUGAUAAACUGCAUGUAAGCCUUAGUUUCAUACACACAUUAGUGAUAAAAUGUUACCCUUAGUUUCAUACACACAUUAGUGAAAAAAUGUAACCCUUAGUUUCAUACACAUACCAGUAAUAAAGUGUAAACGUUAGUUUCAUACACACAAUAGAGAUAAAAUGUCUACCUUAGUUUCUGACACAUACCAGUGAUAAAGUGUAAACCUUAGUUUUUUUUUACACACAACAGUGAUAAAGUGUCUGAUAAAAUUAGGCCUCGUUUGUCGAUGGUUCUCUAAAUGUCGUUAAUGUUUAUUGAAUUUCAUGGUAGAUUUUCUUUUCAUUCAGGAAAGAACAGUUCUUUUGCUAUAAACCUGAAUUUUCUGUGAAUAUAAGAAUUUACUUUAAUUAAAUUGAAUUAAUUAAAUGGACAUUGUCUUUAUAAUUCAAAAUGUUUGGAGGUGUACCUAGUGUUGCCCGUAAUGGUUGACGGGAACUUGCUUGCUUUAGAUCAAUCUUAUUUGCUUAUGGAGAUUUUUUAUAAUAAAACUAUGUUUCUUAGUCAAUUCAUGUCAUGUCUUUCCAUCUAUGCGUGGUCAUGCUAAAAUAAAUACGAAGGCGACAUCUUUAAA
Messenger RNA from Strongylocentrotus purpuratus (purple sea urchin), 1734 nucleotides. RefSeq names its product short-chain collagen C4-like. NCBI's taxonomy places the organism in Eukaryota, Metazoa, Echinodermata, Echinoidea, Camarodonta, Strongylocentrotidae. The coding region runs from base 1 to 1029 and encodes 342 amino acids. The transcript is spliced from 5 exons. The record is from RefSeq and is a predicted model, not a curated record.